AUGCAUGCACUACUGUCGCGCUCGCCUCUCCAGACUCUGAGCAUGGCGUCGACGCAGCGGCCGACGCGCCGGCGGAGCGCGAGGCACGCUUUCGAGGACGAGAGCGAUGCGCCUGCUAUCAAGCGGACGCGGACGGAGGCGAACGGGAACGGGAGGGCCGGCGGCAGCAAGGCGGCGCCGAAGAAGACGACGACGACGACGACGUAUGAGGAGGCGGACGACAGUUUCGUGUUCUCGCGCGGCGCGAAGUCGAAGAGGGCGGCGGGGAAGGCGAGGGCGAAGGUAGAGGAGCCGGUUCCUGCGUCGACGACCGCGGAAGCAGAGCCGGUGGGCGAGAAGGCGGUGCCGCUGAGGAGGAGGAAGAAUGAGCCCGCGGCGGUGGCGGCGCGUGAGGAGCACAGAGAGGAGCAGGCGGUUAAGAGACGGAGGUCGGCGAGGCUGUCGGGGGAUAAGGAGGAUGUUGGACAGCCGCAGCCGCAGCCGCAGCCGCAACUGCAACACCAGCCUGAGCCGGUACGGGCGCCGAAACGCGUGAAGAAAGCUGCGGUGCCGGCGGAGAGGAAGAAGACGCCGGGUGGGGAUGAGGACCGCAUGGAGCUUGUUGGGAGACGGACGCCGGUGGCCAAUGACUUGCAUGUCGAGAAAAGACGCGAUGGGGGCGUGACGAAGAUUGCGUUGCCAUUUGCGGAUACCCCGAUUAUUCGACGGAAUAAGGAGAUGCGGAAGGAGAGUGGCUCAGGGCAUCGGAGAAGCAGUACGGGCUUGCGUGGGCGGAGGGCGAGCUCGCUCAUUGAGAGUGGGCAAUCGAAUGCUGUACCACACGCGCAAGUCGAUCCACGGGACUUCUACAAGCACAUCGAACAGAGUCUCCCCGAGCCCAGGCGGAUGAAGCAGCUGUUGACUUGGUGCGGGGCAAGAGCAUUACCGGAGAAGCCGUCGGGCGAUGUCAAGGAUACGAAUGCUAUCAUGGCUGCACGUGCAAUUCAACAGGAGCUCCUCGAUGACUUUGCGAAUAAGCCGGAGCUGUCAAAUUGGUUCAGCAGGGAAGACACAACACCCGUAUCAAUCGUUAAGAAACCCAAUCCAACGAACAUCAAAAUGGCAGCAGUACUAGAGGAAUUAGAAGAGGAGCUGAAAAGACUCGAAGAGGAAAAAGCCGCCUGGGACGCCCUCACAACUGCGUCCCUCUUACAACUUUCUACCUCCUCCCCCGCCAUGCCACCACCCCCCCUCCCCUCCAAAUCCCCCCGAAGGCCAAAACUCCAACCACCACAACCCCCCGCAGCGCCCCAAAUCGACUCCUCCCUCCUCGACCCCUCUCAAGCCGCAAUCCUCGCCGCGCUACACCCCAGCUCCUCAUCCAAUACCUCUACAUCUCCAAAUACGAACCCCACCCAGACACCAACACCACCAACCUCCGACUUCACCUUCACCACCUCCACCGCUCUCCAAACCCGCCUCGCCCACAUCUCGCGCUCCCUCGAGCCGACAAUCGACACCUUCGCCGACGGCGUGCACAAGAUCGAGCAGUACCGCCUCGCGGCCGAGCACGUCGCGGACCGCGUGCUGGGCGGCGCGGCGAAAGCGCUUGAGGAGCGCGAUAGGGAAGCGAAGGAGCGCGCGGGGACGAGCGGCGUGGGGGUGCUGGAUGUGUUGAGUGCGUUAGGGGCGGUUUUGGGGGGAAGGUGAUGAGGAGUGUUAGAAAAGGGGAUGGAUGGAUUGGGUGGUAUUUGUGUUUUUAGGCAGUGUGGAGAUUGUAUGAAUCUUUGAAGCGUGGUGCAACGUGUGGCGCGUGUGGGUGUGUGUAUCUGAUUGUCUGAUGUUAUGAGAGAUGAGCUUGGUGGUGUUUUGGAUUAUUGAUGCUGGGAUGGCGGCGGGGGGGGAGGGCUUUUCUUUUGUGUUUUGGAGAUGUGGGAAGCAUUGGAGGCGUUUCUGGUGCGGAUGGGUU
Mytilinidion resinicola is the source of this 1948-nucleotide messenger RNA. RefSeq lists its product as uncharacterized. NCBI's taxonomy places the organism in Eukaryota, Fungi, Ascomycota, Dothideomycetes, Mytilinidiales, Mytilinidiaceae. The record is from RefSeq and is a predicted model, not a curated record. Gene Ontology annotation, cellular component: MIS12/MIND type complex. The coding region runs from base 1 to 1689 and encodes 562 amino acids. The transcript is spliced from 5 exons. Gene Ontology annotation, biological process: cell division; mitotic sister chromatid segregation.